Messenger RNA from Thamnophis sirtalis, 1342 nucleotides. NCBI's taxonomy places the organism in Eukaryota, Metazoa, Chordata, Lepidosauria, Squamata, Natricidae. The record is from RefSeq and is a predicted model, not a curated record.
GCAGCUUCGGUUGAUAGGCGUUCAAUCAUGGAGAUAAUCAACCUCUGGAACAAGUUGGGUAUGUUUUUUGGAAUUUUGAGUUGGUCUUUCUGGAUCAUGUUAAAUGUCCUCUCCAUCCCCGUUUCCUCAAGCCCAUUAGGAAAAGAGUUUCUGACUGCAUUCAUGCAAAAUGGUUACCCACGAAGGUUCCAGGGAGAUUUUAAGCUUCUCAUCACAGGUUCCGUUCAGUCCACAUCUGUUACUAUCUCCAUGAAACAACCUGCGCUGAGGGUAACGGUCAACGCGAACGCUGGAGAAACACUCUCAGUGAAAAUCCCACCAGAGGCUGAGAUGGUUGGAAGCAACAUUUUUGACAAUACACUCACCAUCCGGGCUGACAAUGAUAUCUCCAUCGUUUCCCUGUCCUACAAACCACAGUCCGCCGGCACCACUAUUGUCUAUCCCAUGGAAAGCUUGGGUACUGAAUACUAUGUCGUGACUCCAAAUGUGGGUACCGAUCGCUACCGAGAAUUUGCCAUUAUAAGCUGGGCAGAAACCACCUCAAUUGAUAUCUACCUGAAAGGUCCUGUGACUUUCCGAGGGAGGUCCUACUUACGAGGAAGCAAGUUGACCAUCUCCCUUAAACCUUAUCAGGCUGCUCAGUUCCAAGGCGAGGUGGACCUCUCUGGUACUAAAAUAGUCUCCCAGAAACCAGUGGCUGUCUAUAGUGGACAUACAUGUGUCUCCAGGCAAAUUCAGUGUGACCACGUCGUUGAACAGCUUUUGCCAGUGACAAGCUGGGGCACAAAGUUCAUUGUUCCCUCUUUAGCUUUUAAUACAGAGUUCGACAUUGUGUAUGUUUCUGCUUCCCAAAGCACUCAGGUUGAUGUCCAAUAUGGACAAAUCAAGACUGUUAAGAUUGUGCCAGCUGCCCGGGUAGUAUUUUAUGGCAUUCAAGGCACAACAGCCAUGUCCAUCUCAGCUAAUUCUGCCAUCCAAGUUAUGUUUUUCAGUGACGGUGGCACCUUUGGGAAUCUUAAAUAUGAACCGUUCUUCAUGGCAAUACCUGAUAUCUCCAGCUACUGCCUGGCCUAUAACACCUAUAGUAGUGACCAGUUUGAGAACUAUGCCCUGAUCAUUGCCAAAUCUUCAGAAACCUCCGGGAUCACUGUGGACAGCAGGCCGUUGCAUAGUCUGCAAUGGCGCAUAGUUUCUGGCACCGAUUACUCUUGGGCUGCUCACAACUUAGGCCAAACCACAAAUACCAUCCACAGAAUAGAACAUCCCAGCUCCCCCUUUGGGCUGUUGAGUGUCGGGAUUGCAAAUGGAAAGGCUUGCGGUUCUCCUGCUGUUUGCACAAGUG